Molecule: messenger RNA, 3129 nt
Organism: Chenopodium quinoa (quinoa)
Lineage: Eukaryota; Viridiplantae; Streptophyta; Magnoliopsida; Caryophyllales; Amaranthaceae
Product: protein tesmin/TSO1-like CXC 3
Molecular function (GO): DNA-binding transcription factor activity
Source: RefSeq, a predicted model, not a curated record
CAAAAAAAAAAAAAAAAAAAAAAAAAAAGAAAAAAUAAAGACAAGUGUUUUUUGGACCCACAUUUCUUCUAUAUUAUGUCGACACCUACCCAAAAUAUUUUCCCGCCUUUCCACUCAAAAACCUAAUUAAAAUAUUAUUUCAACCCAAUAAAAAAAAUAAAAGUAAAAUAAAUUCCAUGAAUUUGGGGCUGAGUAUUUUUUAUUUUUUACUUUGGUAGAUAAUUUAGAGAGAGAAACUUGAAGAGAUAGAAAGUGAGAAGAAUGUUGAAGAGCUUUGAGUGCUCUUCUUCAUUUUACUACCAUGGAUACACCUGAUAAGUCAACUGCUCAACCCAGUCCUUCUUCAUUUCUGUCCAAAUUUGAGGAUUCUCCAGUCUUUAAUUACAUCAGCACUCUGUCACCUAUCAAACCAUUUAGCUUGGGUCACAGCACACAGCCAUUUCACCUUCUUAAUUUUUCUUCUCCUCAAGCCUUUAAGACGCCUCCAACUUGUCCAAGGGAACCUAAGUUUCCAAGGCCACUUCAUGUUUCUGAAGUACCUAAGAAUAACUUCUCUCAGAAUGGCAGUGAAGGUAAAAAUGCAGAGGCCUCAUCUGCAAUAGAGCCAACUGAUUUGCAUACUGAAAAGGUGGACAAAAUCGACAGUUCGGUGACUGUCAGCACAGCUGAUGAAUCCUCAAAGCUGGUCUCUGGGAUUCCGAGAUCCAUGAAAUAUGAAUGCAAUUCUCCUGAGAAUAAUGUGGUCAACAGUGAUGUUGUGAAGACACAUAGUGAGUUUAAUGUAGCUGGAACAGAAUUAUUCCCUGCUAAAGUCAAACAAGAUAAUUCUAAAGAAGCAGACUGUUCAUUUGGAAAUGAAAUGGGACUGCUGGCAAAUCCAAUGGCACAGAAUAAGGAAGUAUGUGAGUGGGAGAAGUUUGUUUGUGAAGCUUCUGAUAUGUCAAACUACCAUUCACCUACAGAGGAAAAUUAUCAAGAUGGGUCAGAUGAUAGAAAUACAGAUUCGGGGAUGCUGUCUUUUGUUGCAACAGUUUUGCAGCCCCCAAGUGAACAUAUUAAUGAUCCACCGAAAUUGGACCCUGACUGUCAUAUUAUAUCUGAAAACCGUCACAUGGAUGUUCCUAUGAAUAAACAAGGAGAAAUGGGAAAUUUGAAUGAAAGAAACCAAGUUACUACUGGUGAUGCUUCUGUACUUGCUGAGGAAGUUGUCCAUUAUUCAAGGACUGAAAUUGGUGACAAGUCUGGUUCACAACAGCAGCAAACAACAAGAAGGCGUUGCCUAGUAUAUGAGAUGCCUGGAUCUCAUUACAGGAAACUGUUAGCUGAUUCAACAGGCAAUUCUCCAACCAAACCGGCUGCUAGUUCUAGCAUCUUAAAUGAUAAGUGUCUGAUGGUCAGCAGACCAGGGGGCAAUAAAUUUUCAUCAGCACUCCCUGGUAUUGGUUUGCAUUUGAAUACUCUAACUGCUGGUGCUAAAGAUAAAAUAAUUGUCAAGAGACAGACUUUGACUUGUAGAAGGCAAUUAAUAAGCUCCCAAUGCACCACCUCUGCUAUCGGGUCUCUUAAUUCUGAUACAAAACCCAUCACCACCCAAAUAAAUCCAACUCCAAAUGUAGUGAAAAGAGAACCUGAAGAACAAAAAGAAGAAGUUCAGGUGUCUGGAGAUGUGUCUGAGAACUCAAUAUAUGGUGAGGGUAUUGAGUUUCCUCAGAAUUCUUUCAAGAAGAAACGGCGGAAGGCUGAAAUCAUAGGAGAAGCUGAUUCUUGCAAGCGUUGUAAUUGUAAGAGGUCAAAAUGCUUGAAGCUCUACUGUGAGUGUUUUGCGGCUGGCUUAUACUGUGUUGAGCCUUGCAAUUGCCAGGAUUGCUUUAAUAAGCCUGUUCAUGAGGAAACUGUGCUUGAAACUCGUCGACAGAUUGAAUCACGCAAUCCUCUUGCAUUUGCUCCUAAAGUGAUUAGGUGUUCUGGUACUCCAAACAAUGAGGAAGAGUUGAUCAAAACUCCAGCUUCAGCUAGACAUAAAAGAGGGUGUAACUGUAAAAAGUCUGGUUGUCUGAAGAAAUACUGUGAAUGCUUCCAGGGUGGUGUUGGAUGUUCAUUCGGCUGCAGAUGUGAAGGAUGUAAGAACACGUUUGGUCGAAAGGAAGGAACUGAAAUUAUUUUAUAUCAAGAAACAAGAUUCCUCCAAAGGAAUGCAUCAGAUGUAAGUUCGCUUAAUGAUCUUCCCAUAACGAAUGAGGAGGAUCAUGAUCAAGAAACACCAGAGCCUUCAAUGAAUGCAAGGCAACCUGUGCGACAGCCUUUUCACUUUGGUAAAAUGGUCCCACGUUUCUCUUCGCUUUCUAGUGGGCCUUUCCUUCAAUCAUGCAUCCAGAAUUUUGACAAUCCAGAUCAAGCAGCCUUUGAGGAAGAUAUCAAGAUAGGAGCUCAAGAAGAUGAUGCCUCUGAAGCAUUGACGGGUGAAUAUUCGCUUCCUACUACUUGUGUUAAGUCUGCAUCUCCUAAUUGUAAAAGAAUUUCUUAUCCUCACUGUGACUUUGAAACAUCUCCUGCUUGGAGGAGCUGUAGGAAGCUGAUUCUCCGGUCCAUAUCAUCAUUUCCAACAUUCACUGCGGAGAAAGAAAGCACACAGUUGCAUGGGAAGCUUCAGUGAGAUAGUUACAGGUUUUUCGCACAUGAGAAAUUAUGAUGCAUGGCUUGGCUGCUUGGAGCACUUUAUUGUUUGCUCCUUUUUAAGGAGAUCAUCAAGGAAGUCAAUCAUAAACGCCUGUCUGCUGUCUCUUGUGUCUCCUUCAGAUUUACUAGUCCUUAUUAGUAUAAUCUUGUUUUCCUAGAUAUUAUUAGAUAAAGUCGUUUCUGUAGGCGUAUUGUACAAAAUAUUUUGUAGUAUACCGUGCUAUGUUAUGCUUUUACUGUGUAGAUCAAUGUAUUAUAUGUAUCGCUGUUAGUGUUGUAGCCAUAAGAAAGCUUCUCUAGAUGCUUAAGUUUUGCUUAGAAAAUUAGACUGCCCUGCAGGCUGUAGCCGUUGUUGCUGUCAGCUGUGAUAUAUUUCUAUAUAUUAGAUUAUAUUUUUUCAAUGUCUUAUAAUAUGGGUGCUGUGCUCUUUGCGGUUAGCAAUUCAUAAGCUGA